UAAUGUAUUUUCGUUGUUUUGAACAACUCGACACAUCUCUAUGAUUGUCACCUGUCACUGGUCGAUUACAGUGUUUUUGCUUGUUUGAUAGUAAAAAAAUAUUAAAUUUAAUGAAACUAUUGAUUCAUUAAUGUGAGAAUCAAUGCUUAAGUAAUAAGAAACCAUGGUUAUUUUUGGUGUAUACAUAGUGAGUAAAUCCGGAGGCCUCAUAUAUAACUAUGAUCACAACAUUCCUAAAGUUGAAACGGAAAAAACAUUUGGUUUUCCUUUGGACCUCAAAUUACAAUAUGAAAACAAGAAAAUUAUCGUGGCUUUCGGACAAAGAGAUGGGAUAAACGUUGGCCAUGUAUUACUAUCAGUGAAUGGAACACCAGUAAGUGGACGUACCACUGAAGAUGGACGAGAUGUCUUUGACCUCAUAGAAGUUAAGGAAAAUUAUCCACUAAGUCUAAAGUUUGGUAGAGCUCGGGCAACAACUAAUGAGAAAAUUGUUCUUGCAAGUAUGUUCUACCCACUCUUUGCACUUGCAAGUCAGCUCAGUCCAGUUCCUAAGUCUUCAGGGAUUGAAUCUCUCAUUGCAGACACCUUCAAGUUAUCAUGUUUCCAGACAUUGACAGGUGUAAAAUUCAUAGUAGUAACAGAUCCAAAUAUGCAAGGGGCUGAAGUGGUACUGAAACGAAUUUAUGAGAUUUACUCUGACUAUGCACUUAAGAAUCCAUUUUAUUCCCUGGAGAUGCCGAUCCGCUGUGAGCUGUUCGACACCUCCUUACAUACAUUACUGGAACUUGUAGAGAAAUCAGGGACUGCUAAUUUAUAAUUACAUUAAGUUACAAAAUGUAAAUACCCAAAAUUUAUUUAAUUUUAAUACAUACUCAUUCUUAGUAAAUUAUAAAUUUAAUAUUACUGCAACUUUGCCAGUGUGGAUUUUGAAUUAUUGUUUCUCCCUUUAACAGUAAAAGAUAAAAGGUAAAAGCUUUUGUGAGCUUAGUAUUUCAGUAUAUUGAAGUACUGAGGGUAUACAUCACUCAGUACCCAGUGCAGAGGUCAGGCGGU
This is a messenger RNA of Diatraea saccharalis (sugarcane borer), 1053 nucleotides long. Lineage: Eukaryota; Metazoa; Arthropoda; Insecta; Lepidoptera; Crambidae. The record is from the annotation of a GenBank genome assembly.